AACUCAAAAUGAAGCUCAUCCUCGUCCUCGCAUUCGUAGCAGUGGUCGCCGCGAGACCAGAUGAUGACUUCAGCCGCUACGAUAACUUCGAUAUUGAUGAACUGAUUAGUAACAAACGUCUUCUGAAAUCAUAUAUGGAAUGUUUCAUUGAAACUGGAAAGUGUACGCCUGAAGGCACCGAUAUGAAAAAAUGGAUCCCUCAGUCCGUGGAAGACAGCUGCAGCAAAUGUUCUCAAAAACAAAAGAUUCUCGUAGCCAAGGUGGUCCUUGCCAUUAAAGGGGAUUACCCUGAUGGCUGGGUGAAACUCAACCAAUUAUACAACCCUGAAGGCAAACACGAUAAAACACUCAAUGAAUUCAUUGAAAAAUAUGGACAAUGAUUCGUCAC
This is a messenger RNA of Nymphalis io (European peacock), 388 nucleotides long. Its product is annotated as ejaculatory bulb-specific protein 3-like. The coding region runs from base 9 to 380 and encodes 123 amino acids. The record is from RefSeq and is a predicted model, not a curated record. The transcript is spliced from 2 exons. NCBI's taxonomy places the organism in Eukaryota, Metazoa, Arthropoda, Insecta, Lepidoptera, Nymphalidae.